AUGUCUCAACGGACGGAGCAAAAGGGCAACUGGCUGCGGAGCGCCGGCUCCCUGCUGUCCAUCCUCGCCUGCACCUCUCUGCUGGCCAGCCCCGUGUCUGCCAGCCCGGCCACGCCGGACAGCGACAGCAACUACCUGAGACGCGCAGAGCGGAUUCUGAAGUUUUCUCCAAUCAUCGACGGCCACAAUGAUCUCCCAAACUUCAUCCGCAAGACCACCAAGCUCCAGAUCUACGACGGGAAGAUCCCCUUUGACGGCACGCUGUCUGGCCAUACGGACCUGAAGAGGCUUCGAAAGGGGCGAGUGGGCGGACAGUUUUGGAGUGUGUAUACUUCGUGUCCGAUCCCGGCGAUCCCAAUUGACGACCCGACGGAGAGGCAAGAUUGCCAGUUUCCUGGGCAUCGAGGGGGGACAUCAAAUUGGCAACUCUUUGGCCGAUUUACGCCGGUCUAUGAGCUGGGUGUACGCUACAUUACGGUCAAAAACAACUGUGACAAUGCGUUUGCUACUGCGCAAUCCACCGUUGCCGAGGGCAGGCCGGAUCCCGGGUUGACCAAGCCCUUUGGCCUUGAAUUCAUCAAGGAGAUGAACCGCCUCGGCAUGUUGGUCGACUUGUCGCAUGUGUCUGCCAACACGAUGAGGGACACGCUCAAGGUGGCCAGGGCACCGGUCAUCUUCUCGCACUCGUCCGCCUACACGGGUGUUGCAAAGAACAACGGCGUGGUGAUGGUCACCUUUGUGUCGCGCUUCGUCAAGGUGGAUGAUCCCGACUCGGCUGAUAUCGAGGACGUGGUGGACCACAUCUUCCACAUCGCCAAGGGUUGCGGGCUGGGACCACGUCGGCAUCGGAGGAGACUACGACGGCACCGUGACGUCUCGAAAUACCCGCACCUCAUCGCCGCUGUGCUCAAGCGCGGAGCGACCAGCGAGGAGGCCCGCAAGCUCGCGGGAGAGAACAUCCUGCGCGUCUGGUCGGAUGUGGAGAGAGUCGCCAGACGCCUGCAGCGGACCGAGCUGCCCAACGAGUCGUACUGGGAGGGCCGCAACUGGACCCGACCCGCCCGGCGCGAUCUGUCCGCCAUCGAGGGCCGCAGCGUGCCCCUGUUCCAGGCCAUGGCCGACGCGGAGAACUGCGACUAA
Molecule: messenger RNA, 1140 nt
Organism: Uncinocarpus reesii 1704
Lineage: Eukaryota; Fungi; Ascomycota; Eurotiomycetes; Onygenales; Onygenaceae
Exons: 5
Coding region: 1-1140 (379 amino acids)
Biological process (GO): proteolysis
Molecular function (GO): metallodipeptidase activity
Source: RefSeq, a predicted model, not a curated record